Triplophysa rosa is the source of this 1095-nucleotide messenger RNA. RefSeq lists its product as uncharacterized. The record is from RefSeq and is a predicted model, not a curated record. Lineage: Eukaryota; Metazoa; Chordata; Actinopteri; Cypriniformes; Nemacheilidae.
AUGUUAAAAUGGAAUGCUGGGAUUUCUCUGCAGCAGCCAGCAUCAUCAUUUAAUCAACAUGUUUUGUCAGAAUUUCUGAAGAUCGGACCAAAGAUUCUGGGGGCUUUUGAAAUAUCAGUAGGUGUAUUGCUGUUCGUCUUAACAAUCUGGGCAAGGUUUUUUUACCUUCUCUGGUCACCUCUUAUUACUAUUUUAACCGGAGCUGUAAUGGUCUCAGCUGCACGCACACACAACAUUUGUCGAGUCAGAGCCUCACAAUUUCUGAACUGUUUCAUCGUUGUAACGUCAGCUAUCUCCAUCCUCUUUCAUUUCAUUGACACUAAUGGCAUAACAACCAUUGUAUUGGUGGUUUGUGACCUUCUGAUCUUCGUCUUCUCUGUGACUGUUGUCUCAUCCUCCUGUGAGUGCUGCAGGACAAAGUCCAGACAUGUUGCAGUCAGUUAUGUAAACACGGCUGUCCCUAACGUAACUGUCAACAAUACUGAGGUUCUCAGCCAACACGACCCUUACGCACCUCCACCAAGCUAUAGUGUUACCCCAUCUGCACUUCCACCAGACUACAGUACUCUUCCUUCUGCACCGCCACCAAACUAUAAGGUAAUACAUUUAGAGAAAAUAUAAAACAAGGGGCCAUGGGUGCUAAUCAACCUAUAUUAAAUAAUGGUUUUGGUAUAUUAAAUGUUGUAAAAUUAUGUUUGUUGUAAGAUAAUGAAAAUACAAAGCAUUUAUACAAAGACCAUUACAAGCCCCUGUUCCUUCUGUUGAGAGAUAAGUACGAGACAACCAGAAGACAAACCAGACCUCAUCCAGAAAUCAUCUAAUGUCUGACCUGAGAAAUAUCCUUACAUGCCUGUAUAGUGUGUGAUAUUUAUAUGCUCCAGCAGAGGGCACAAAUGAGCUGAAAAAACAACGCAAUCUUCUCACACACAUUUGUGCUGUAAUGUAUAAUAAAUAUUCUGUUUUGUACCUGCACAUUAUUUCACACACGUACCAAUGUUAACAAGUAAACAAUCAUGACUUGAAUUGUCAUCUGCAAUUUUGUCUCUCUGCAAAAGCCUUUCAUCCAAAUACAGGCAACUCAGCCAGAGCAUCAUA